This is a messenger RNA of Mesorhabditis spiculigera, 1182 nucleotides long. NCBI's taxonomy places the organism in Eukaryota, Metazoa, Nematoda, Chromadorea, Rhabditida, Rhabditidae. The record is from the annotation of a GenBank genome assembly.
AUGAAGACUGAACCUCACUACUGCAACGUCGAUGAUCUACGCCCUCGUGCUGAGGAACUGACACGUAUUCGCCGUCAUAUUCACCAGCAUCCAGAAAUGGCCUACGAGGAGUUUCAAACCGCCAAACUCGUUGCAGAGAGCUUACGGGCCUGGGGGUUCAGCGUAACCGAAGGCGUUGGGGAGACCGGCGUGGUAGGCAGCCUGACGGUAGGCACCGGCAAGAGCAUUGGCAUACGAGCGGACAUGGAUGCUCUGCCAUUGACCGAGCAGACCGGCUUGCCUUACGCCAGUGUCUAUCAGGGAAAGAUGCAUGCCUGCGGCCACGACGGCCAUACCACCAUGCUGCUUGGGGCGGCUGAAUAUCUGGCGCGCACACGAAACUUCUGCGGAACGGUGCACCUCUAUUUUCAACCCGCCGAGGAGAAGGGCUUCGAUAGCGGUGCGCAACGCAUGGUAAAUGAUGGCUUGUUCGAACGUUUUCCCUGUGAUGCCGUAUUCGGAAUGCACAACCAUCCGGGCGAGGCUCCAGGCACCUUCUUAUUUAGAAGCGGACCGUUCAUGUCGGCCAGCGACAAGGUCGCGAUUACCAUUAAUGGUCUCGGAGGGCAUGCGGCUCGCCCACAUCUUACAGUGGACCCGGUGGUGGUAGCGUCUAGCAUUGUCAUGUCACUUCAGACCAUUGUUGCGCGCAAUAUCAACCCUGUCGAACCCGCCGUAGUAACGGUCGGUCUGCUUCAGGCGGGUGUUGCUAAUAAUGUGAUUUCUAACAGUGCCUACCUUGAGCUGAGCAUCCGCUCGUUCAGCAAGCUGGUACGUAGUCAACUGAAAGAGCGCAUCGAAGCACUGAUCCAUGCCCAGGCAAACAGUUAUGGAGCAACGGCCACAAUCGACUAUAUGGCGGGUUACCCGGUGAUCGACAACAACCGAGCGCAAACCGAAUUUGCUCUGCAAGUAGCACGGGAACUAGUGGGUGAUGAGCAUGUGAUUGCUCAUGCCGAUCAGCUUAUGUCCAGCGAGGACUUCGCUUACAUGCUUGAGCAGCGGCCAGGUUGUUUUUUACGCUUGGGCAAUGGCGUUGGAGAAGAUGGUUGUAUGGUUCAUAACCCGGCCUACGAUUUUAAUGAUAAAAACUUACCAAUCGGUGCUGCCUACUGGGCGCGCUUGGUCGAGCGGUAUCUAAGC